Messenger RNA from Cajanus cajan (pigeon pea), 1396 nucleotides. The record is from RefSeq and is a predicted model, not a curated record. NCBI's taxonomy places the organism in Eukaryota, Viridiplantae, Streptophyta, Magnoliopsida, Fabales, Fabaceae.
UAAUGAUAAUUUUAAGGAAAAAAAAAAAAUCAAACAUUAAUGCUUAACCCUAAACUCGCAUAAGUUCAUUUGUCCAAAAAAACAGAACCCAUAGAAAUUCGUUCAUUUUUCACUUUCCUGAUUUUCGGCUCCGUGUGCCCUAGCUCCGGUCUCUCCCGUAGCCACCCAAUCACCGAAAAUUGAAAAGCAAAUAUUUUCAACAAACAUGGCUUCUUGUUCCACCAAACUGACGAUGAAAUUACUGAUAGACUCAAAGAGCGAGAGAGUCCUGUUCGGUGAAGCAUCAAAAGAGGUAAUAGAUUUCCUCUUUAGUUUGCUUUGCUUGCCUCUGAGUACCAUCACAAGGCUUUUAAACAAGAAUGACAUGCUUGGAAGCAUAGGCAAUCUCUAUCAAAGUGUUGAAAAUCUGAGCGACACUUACAUGCAACCAAAUCUAUGCAAGGAUGUACUUUUGAAGCCAAGAGCCCCACAAAUCUCAGCUCUUCUGCCCUCAAAUGAUGAAAGUGUUGAUCAAAAAGAAAAUUCAUUCUACAUGUGCCGAAACCGCUGCAAUUAUAGUGUGACAUGUGAUAAUAAGACUAGUUGUCCUAACUGUGGGAAUACUAUGAGCUAUGGAAUACCUUAUGUUGGAAACAAGGUUGGUGGAGAUGUAUUUCCCAAUAAUGAUAAAAAUGGGUAUGUGAAGGAAGUUGUUACUUAUAUGAUCAUGGAUGAUUUAGUCAUUCAACCUAUGUCUACCAUAUCAAGUAUUGUCUUACUCAACAAGUUCAAUGUCAAAGAGGUUUGUGACUUGGAAGAAAAAGUGGUUGAGUUGGGGAUGGAUCAGGGCAUCAAUAUUCUCAAGGCUUCUCUACAAUCCAAGAUGGUGCUCACAAGUGCUUUUCUGAAGAACACUGAAGCUGUGAGUGAACAAGGAGGUUCAUCUCUCAAACUUGAAACCGUUUGGUGCUAGCUGGGUGCGGAUUCUCUUCUUCUUCCUUUUCUCUUCCCGGAGCUCGGAAUCGUCUCACCGAAAGCAGGGAUGAGUUGGUGGCGGAUAGUGAGUCUGUAGCUGGCAGACGGAGUUGAUCUUCUAGGAUCUUUCGAUGUUUAGCUACUUAGUGUAGUAGCUUUUUAUGUAUUUUGUACACUUUAACUCUAUCCAGAUUUGAAUCAUGUAUAUGUAUUUAUUUGUAGACCCUAUAUGUAUACACUUGUUCCUUUCUGUGUGGUGUUUCUAGUGUGUUGUGCGGUGUGUAGUGACCAGUUGGGUCGUUACAAAUAGAUCCAUGUAUGUGUUCAAUCUCCACCACACGACUUUUGCAGCUUUUAUGCAAAGAUACACAUGCUUGGACCGCUGCUCUUUAAAUUGCAUUCAAUACCAGAUACACAGAUACACAUGCCACUCAUUUUCUUU